UGGUAACAGUAACCACAUCUUGGCUUGAGCCUUUUAAAGAGCAGGGAUCAGUCUGAUCUCCAUAGCACUGAUUAUGCAUUUUUCAUCGUGCCAUAUGAAAUUAAUGUUUAAUAAAUAUAUUUAAUGAGAUGAUGGGGUGAGAUGAGAUAGAAAAGGGGCUAUUUUUAGAGGAUGGAAGAAGGAUUAGGUAGGGAAGGGAGAGUGAAAAGAUUAAUAUUUUAGAUCUUCCUUUUUUGAAAAUGUAAUUCUAGGUAAGGGAACUUGAAUUUUAUGUCAGUAUGAACAUUUCAAAAAAGUUUGUACUGGGAAAAAGUUAACCCAGUUAGGGCAAUUAUUGUAUAGUGUAGGGCAGGUAUUGUGUUAUGUAUACAUACAUAAUGUAUAAUUUUGAAGAUCUGUAGUAUUGAAGAGAAAGGUGUUUAAAUUUUGCUCUGUUCCUUGUAAUUUCUACAGAGGAAAUAAAGUGAGUUGCAUGAAACUAUAGUGACUAACUUUGUUAAGCAUACAUCUAUAUGUCAUCCUUUUCGUCUCUCAGAGCCACCAUGGAUACUGCUAGCCAUAGCCUUGUCCUUCUGCAGCAGUUGAAUAUGCAGCGGGAGUUUGGUUUUCUCUGUGAUUGCACUGUUGCCAUUGGAGAUGUUUACUUCAAAGCUCAUCGGGCCGUGCUUGCUGCUUUUUCUAAUUAUUUCAAAAUGAUAUUUAUUCAUCAAACUAGUGAAUGCAUAAAAAUACAGCCGACUGAUAUCCAACCUGAUAUAUUCAGUUAUUUGUUGCACAUUAUGUAUACUGGGAAAGGGCCAAAGCAAACUGUGGAUCAUGGCCGUUUGGAAGAAGGAAUUCGAUUUCUUCAUGCAGAUUAUCUUUCUCACAUUGCCACAGAAAUGAACCAAGUCUUUUCUCCAGAGACUGUCCAGUCUUCAAAUCUGUAUGGGAUUCAGAUCUCAACCACACAAAAAACCACAGCCAAGGAAGGCCUGGAGAUGAAAGAGAACCCUUCUAAUAGCAACGGAAACAGAAGUAUUGCCCAAGGUGACCACCCCCAGUUACAGCUCUCCCUUGCUAUUGGGCUGGAUGAUGGCACUCCAGACCAGCAGAUAUCCCAUGCUUCUUCUCAGUCGAUGGAGGAGCUUCAGAAGCCUCCAGUAUCUAUCAAACAAGAAAGGUGUGACCCUGAAUCCGUUGUGUCUCAGAGCCACCCCUCUCCUUCUUCAGAGGUGACAGGCCCAACUUUCACUGAGAGUGGUGUCAAAAUACACUUGUGCCAUUACUGUGGGGAACGCUUUGACUCGCGGGGUAACUUGCGAGAACAUCUCCACACUCAUGUGUCUGGGUCCCUUCCGUUCGGAGUUCCAGCUUCCAUCUUGGAGAGUAAUGACCUUGGGGAAGUCCAUCCAAUCGGUGAAAGCAACGAGGCUCUUGGCGAGUGCCACCGGCUCAAUACCUUUCUUGUCAAAGAAAAUGAGCAGCAGCCUGACCACCCAAAUCGUGGCAGCAUGGAACCGUUGCAGAUCAGUCAGCUGUCUCUGAUCUCCAAAGAUACAGAACCAGUGGAGUUAAACUGUAACUUUUCUUUCUCCAGAAAAAGAAAAAUCAACUGUACUAUCUGUGGUCAUAAGUUUCUCCGGAAGAGCCAAUUGCUGGAACACAUGUAUACACAUAAAGGAAGUGGAAAAGCACUACUAACACCAUUUUACAGAAAAAAACCCAAAACCUGAAUCCCAGAGGUCAAGUGGUGGUGGUGUGGGGACUGACCCCAGCCUUCAUUUAUUCAUACAUACAUGCAUGCAUGCAUUUGUUCCUUUGUUUAGCAGAUUUUUGUUAAAGCACCUUCCAUGGGCCUAACACAGUGUUCUAAGUCUGGUGGUGGUGUGAUAAUAGACACAAAGGCUAGCAAAGAAAGACAGCCUUCCACCCCCCACAAAAUCAGUGAAAUAAUUUGGGACUUCAUUUUGUCUUCUUCAACAUAGGUAUGCAAUAUCAACCUACUUCACAGGGAUCAGCGUGAAUCAAUUCAGUCAUGAAUUUUGAAUCCUCCAAAUUAUGUAGGUUUUUGGCCUAUAAUUCCCUGGUAUAGGAAGCCUCAGGCUAGCAGCUCAUCUGUGACUUAGAGCCUUUGAGGGCCCAUGGCCAUAGACAAUACGUAUUACUGUCCAGGCUUGAACCCCAAUCUGCCUAACUCUAAGGCUUUCUCACUAUCCAUUCUGCCACUCUGAUAAUAAGCAUUAUCACAUUACUACACAAAUACAAUACACAGAUGUCCUUUAUGAAUCAUCUUUAGAAAUCUCUCCCCUGUCACUUUCCAGACCUUAAAUAUAGUGGGUUCCUUGUCUUGCAUUUACCAUCUGCUAGCUCAAAUGCAGCAGCUGUGGAUCCAAACGGAUUUCAGAAAAUGCUGUACUUUUCAGAGAUGUUGGUUGUGAUGUAACGGUAUUUUUUUUUUUUUUAAAUCAGGUAGAUUGUGUCUAAUUGUUAUGGAUUUUGUCAGUAUUCGGAGAAUGUUUAUUUUUCCUGCCUUACAAAGACACUGAGAACUUUCUGAUUUAUAAUUGUCCAAAUUUUUAUUUUUUGCUCUGAUCUUCUGUUUUGUCUUUAAAAGGAUCAGACAAAUGCCUAUUUCACGGGUGUUAGGAUUAAUGUAUGAAACUGUCAAAGUGUUCAGUCUUGUUAGUCCCAUGUGUGGGAGACCUUACUGUUGUUGUUUCCCUGUAUUCUUUAGCUAAGCUUGGAAUGUCAGUAUUUUGGGGCAUUCAUGAGAGAACCCUAGAAACAUGGAAAUUUUCUAGCCUGUUAACAGCUUCAUCUUAUGAGGCAUCAAGGUUGAGAAAUUAAUGCUUAAAAUCCGAAAUUUAAGAUAAAUGAAUGUGAACUUUAAACAUAUUCCAGCAUCACUAAAAACCAGCUAAUUUCAAUAUCUGGUGAAAGCACAUUGAACAGUAAAAGGGGAAAGCCCUUAGUUUUCUAGGUAUAGUACAAACAGUCGCAAAGGAAAAAAAAGGAUAAUGAAAUAUAUGAGUUCAUGUCCUUUCUUAUUCAUACUUUUGGAAGCAAAACUUCAAACAAGGUAAAAGGAAAAAAUAAUAGUCUUGGGAUGGUACAAUUUCAGUAAAGCCUUUCUUAGGCAAAUUUUUGAUGUUGAAACUGAAGAUUGAAUGUCAUUUUUGGUAGUAAUUUAGAUUAAAAUAUAAACUGUGUGAAGAGUACAGAAAACCCAUCUAGUUUAGUCAUUGCGUCUUUGUAUGUUUCAAGUUGCAAAUGUAGCUGUAUAGUAUUUUCUUAUGACAUUGAGUUUAAAAUUCUUCAUACCAAAAUCAGUAAAUGAUUAUUCUGUGAUAUAAAUCUAUUGGAUUUAAGGGGGAAAUUAUGGUGAGAUUAUGAAUCUUCCUCUCCAACCCACUUCUCCCAACAUUGAAUCUUUUUAAGUACGGGAAAAGCCAAGCUCAUGAUUUUUCAGGGCUUGGAGAAGCCAGUUCAUUGUGCUUUACUCGGUAUGUGUCUGUGACACACCUUGCACACUUAGGCUGAUGUUCAUACAGCUUCUUUUUUCCUGUUACUGACUUGUCUCUGUUGUGUGCCCACUGUUUUGUCAGGUAGAUAAAAUAUAAGCUGGAAGCAUUAAAAAAAAUUGGAUUACAAAAUUUGCAUAAUUAAAAAAAAAAAGCCCUCAUAAGAGUUUUCAGAAGACAGGUAAUGUACAGAAAAUAGACUAUACCAAUACCAGUAAUAAACACAUUGUAUUAUUGCAUGACAGAGUUAUGCAAUUCCAUUUAAAAUGAAUUUAAAAUGUUUCAAAUAUCUGUUCCUUUAAAAAUAAAACUGUCAUCCUUUUAUUGGAAUGGAAGCAAUUUCAUUUUCAUGUAUUUUAUCAAGAAAAAAUAAAUGUGUGACAAUUUAAAAUACUG
Messenger RNA from Antechinus flavipes (yellow-footed antechinus), 3899 nucleotides. It is a transcript of the gene ZBTB25, whose product is annotated as zinc finger and BTB domain containing 25. Gene Ontology annotation, cellular component: nucleus. Lineage: Eukaryota; Metazoa; Chordata; Mammalia; Dasyuromorphia; Dasyuridae. The record is from RefSeq and is a predicted model, not a curated record. The transcript has 3 exons. Gene Ontology annotation, biological process: regulation of transcription by RNA polymerase II. Bases 513 to 1715 code for a protein of 400 amino acids. Gene Ontology annotation, molecular function: DNA-binding transcription factor activity, RNA polymerase II-specific; RNA polymerase II cis-regulatory region sequence-specific DNA binding; protein binding.